Molecule: messenger RNA, 2157 nt
Organism: Girardinichthys multiradiatus
Lineage: Eukaryota; Metazoa; Chordata; Actinopteri; Cyprinodontiformes; Goodeidae
Product: zinc finger protein OZF-like
Exons: 2
Coding region: 291-1799 (502 amino acids)
Biological process (GO): regulation of transcription by RNA polymerase II
Cellular component (GO): nucleus
Molecular function (GO): DNA-binding transcription activator activity, RNA polymerase II-specific; RNA polymerase II cis-regulatory region sequence-specific DNA binding
Source: RefSeq, a predicted model, not a curated record
UUGGAUGCCACCCGCUAAAAAUAAAAUCCAAGAAGAAGAACAAGAAGCAAAAUAAGAAACCUGCAGUUGGAUUCUGCUAUAGAGGAUUAUACUUUUCCACCUGAGGAAGAACAAAGUGAUGUAGUUUGGAUUAAGGAGCUCCAGCUGCUCAGUAAACGUUAAAGGAACAUUUGAAGAGAAGAUAACAACAGAGAUGUGGAGAUAGCAGCUCAAACGGUGGCAGAGUGCAGCAGUGGAAGAUUUCUGAGACGGUUACAGAAGAGGACAAAGAAUAUGAGCUGCAGCACAACAUGAUGGAGGCUGAUUUCAACCCCAGAGUUCUGCUGCACAGAUUAGAUGUUAAGCAGAUUUUGAUGGUUAAAGAAGACCUAGACCGCAGACCUUUUGCUGACCUGAAUGACCCAAAGCCCCCGCACAUAAAGGAGGAACAGGACGGAGCCUACACCAGUCUGGAGAGAGAGCAGCUCAAUGGGAAGGAGGAGAUUGAUACCAUCAGGUUUCCAGUCACUGCUACUCCCAUAAAGAAUGAGGAUGAUAAACAGUCCCCUCUACUCCCACAUCUUUAUCAAGACCAAACUAAAGACAGAGAGCUUACAGAAGAGAAUGAUGGAGGAGAAGAACCCAUCAGGAUACAAGACCAUAAAGUUGGUUUCAUUUCUUUAAAGACUGAAGACAUUAAGGAUGAAGAGAACAAUGAUGUAAAGCACCAUGUCUCUGAGCUGAAACAAUUGUCAGAAUGUGGACUAAAAACUGAGCCUAUAGACAAUGACUGUAAGGAGAGCAGAGCUUCUGAGUCAGAUGGAUACAUUGUUAGCAAACCUUUUAGCUCCUCUGAGUUUGCUGAUCAAUUUGAUCUAUGUUGGAAACACAUUACUGAUUCAGAAAUGGGGUCUUCAAGCUCUCUGGAUAAUAAGAACUGUUUUAUGGAGAAGAAAAAUGUGGACUCACUAAGGAAAGUAGUGAAGUUUAGCUGUGAUGACUGUGGUAAAUCAUUUGUUGGAAAAAAAACUUUAAACAUUCACACGAGUAUCCACACAGGACAGAAAGUUUUCUGUUGUGAUGUAUGUGGACAGAGAUUUAGCCAUAAAGUAUAUUUAAACAGACACAUGAGUAUCCACGCCGGAAAGAAACGUUUCUAUUGUGAUUUAUGUGGAAAGAUAUUUAGCCAAAAAGCACAUUUAAACGGACAUGUGAGAAUCCACAAUGGACAGAAACCAUUCUGUUGCGAUCUAUGUGGACAGAGAUUUUGCCAUAAAGCAAGUUUAAACAGACACAUGAAAAUCCACACAGGACAGAAACAUUUAUUUUGUGAUCUAUGUGGACAAAGAUUUAGCCAAAGAGCAAAUUUAAAUGAACAUAUGAGAAUCCACACUGGACAGAAACCAUUCUGUUGUGAUCUGUGUGGACAGAGAUUUAACCAAAAAGCAAGUUUAAACAGACACAUGAGAAUCCACAGAGGACAGAAACCUUUUUGUUGUGAUACUUGUGGACAGAGAUUUAACCAAAAAGCAAGUUUAAACAGACACAUGAGAAUCCACACAGGACAGAAACCUUUCUCAUGUGAUCUAUGUGGCCAGAGAUUUAGCCAAAAGUCAAGUUUAAAUAGACACAUGAGUAUCCACACAGGACAAAAACCUUUCUGUUGUGAUCUGUGUGGACAAAGAUUUACCCUAAAAAACAAUUUAAACAGACACAUGAGAAUCCACACUGGACCGAAACCCUUCUGUUGUGAUUUGUGUGGACAAAGAUUUAGCCAAAAAGUAAGUUUAAAUGGACACAUGAAAAUCCAUACUGGAUAGAAUGCUUUCUGUUGAGCAGUAGGAUGAUAAAGACAAAAGUAUUUCAUUGACAGCCCGCUUUCAGUGACUCACUGAAACAUCUGUGAGCUUUUGUUAAUGAGACGAGAUUAGACAAAAUCUUGUGCCAUAUGUGGUUAAUAAGCUAUCAAAAUGUAUUUGUGUUUUGCUGGUUUGAUAGUUGAGGCCAUUCUGUUUUCUCAAUGUGGCAGUAGUUUUUACAAAAUGUGUUGUAACACAUGAUGUGCAUAAUAAAAACACACACAUAUAUAUAUAUAUAAACAGAAAUUUCUACCCAUUCUGUUUGUGACUCAGAGAAACUUCCUUGCUGUAGGUCAAUUAAAUGUGCUUUUUUUCCACA